Messenger RNA from Diaporthe batatas, 1226 nucleotides. RefSeq lists its product as uncharacterized. The transcript has 4 exons. The coding region runs from base 193 to 1026 and encodes 277 amino acids. NCBI's taxonomy places the organism in Eukaryota, Fungi, Ascomycota, Sordariomycetes, Diaporthales, Diaporthaceae. The record is from RefSeq and is a predicted model, not a curated record. Gene Ontology annotation, molecular function: oxidoreductase activity.
GAGAUGACUGUGCCACCACAGCGCCACUGGGUAGCGCUCACGCCUCUUGGCCAACUGCCGAUAUUCAGCCGUUGACUCUGCGUCCAACCCGAGACCUUUUCUUUAGGUAGACUAUAGUUCCCAGCCAAUUCCAAAUGAUCUGUUGAGAUCCUGCUUUGUCUCUGAAAGUCUUUGCCCACAGGCUACUUGACAAUGGCCCAGUUCCGACUUGACGGGUUUGCCCUUGUCGUUGGCGCGGCCGGGGGUAUCGGGCGAGAGGUCGCCUGCAUGUUCGCUGAAGCUGGCAUCAAAGGUGCAUUGCUUGCGGACAUCAAUUCCAAGGGAGCACAUGAAGCUGCGGAACAGAGCAAGGCCCUGGCAUCCAAUCCUGACUAUCGAUUCCAUUCCACCUCGGUUGAUGUCACGGACGCCGCGUCUGUGGAUGACAUGGUCAAACUUGCCGUAGAACGCUUUGGUCGUAUCGAUUACUGCAUUAAUGCUUUCGGAGUGGAUGUUUCCUCCUAUACUCCCUUCGAUCAGACCGAUCCCGACGAUUACGAUCGGGUACUUGGGAUCAACACUAAAGCCAUCUUCCUUGUGACACGCGCCGUCGGGAAGAUCAUGCGCUCUCAGGAGCCUAUCACAGUCAACCUCGGAAGACACGGAAGUCGGGAUACUGGCCGUGGGUCUAUCGUCAACGUGUCUUCGGCCAUGGCACUUGUGGCCGUGCCUGCAAAAGCGCCCUACACGACCUCUAAACAUGCCGUUACGGGCAUCACAAAAGCUGCGGCGACCGACUUGAAAGGGGAUGGAAUCCGUGUCAACCAGGUAUGCCCAUCAUGGGUGAGGACUCCAAUGUACGAGGAGGAAUGCCGUAGGAUUCCUCAGACACCCGAGAUCUUGAAGAAAUUAACUUCUUUGGAUCGUCCACUCGAGCCAGACGAGGUUGCCUCCGCUUGUCUGUACCUCUGCUGCCCUGCUACGAGGUACAUCAAUGCAGGUACUUUGCUCAUGGAUGCUGGAAUCACGGCUGCGGUCACCAUUUGAGCGCGUGGACAGCCGAGCUCUGUUCCAUACGAACCAUAAAGAAUACGGAAAGGCAAUGGAAAAUAGGGCACGAUUCCUAGUGCAACACGGAGGAACUAAGACGUCUAGUUCGUCGAUGGCAAAACAAGUCCUAUGGUGAAAAGACUUUGUAUGUGGCCGCAUAUGAAUACGUGAAAUGCGUCUCCCGAGUAUAAUGGUAU